ACUAGUGUCUGCUUGAAAAGUGACUUUGCGGGACACUGGCGUUCGCGAGUAUGACCAAGUUGACAGAAUGGAUCAUCUUUGCUGCACUAGCUUUCUCGCUCUGGAUUACCCUGUUAUCAGACAUUCUACCUCUUAAAGUAUCUUACAAAGCCAAGGAAGUGAUAUGGCCGAUACCAGUCUAUGCUCUAAUUGUAUUUGGGUGUUAUUCUUUGGCAACUAUUGGUUAUCGAGUAGCAACUUUCAAUGAUUGUGUAGAAGCCUCUGAAUCUUUAAAACAGGAGAUAAAUGAUGCGAGAGAGGACUUGUCAAAAAGAGGAUUCAAGUUUGACUGAAGAGAUCAGCAGAAAGAGAAAGAAUAUUCUUACAAUUAGCUAGAAAUUUAUUGGGAUUUCAACUUCUGGAAACAAUAAUAUGAAACUUAACAAAGCAACACUGGUCUUGUGUGGUCUGUACUCUUAUCAACAAUGAAAAUUCAUUAUCACAGUGGUCAAGAUGUUGUGCGAGUCCACGACACAUUUGUCCACUGUAAUGACAAAUAGCAUUGUCAAUUAAGAGUACAGACCACUCCAGACCACUUUCCCUUUUUUUUACCACAAAAUUGGUGUGAAAUAAAAUGAUUCUUUCAGUGCCUGACCAUUGCUAGGCACAUAGGCGUGAACAGCAUUGUCUGUGCCCUUAUCGAUGAUGGCAAAUUGGCUACUCAGACUGCAACAUUACUGAGAAUUGUGGUAAAAAUAAUAUGACUUUUCCCUUCUUAAACUUUUAAACCUUUACUACUUCAAGGUAUGUUUUCUCCAUAUUGCCUCCUACACUUUCCCAUGUUGCUGACAAAGAGAAUUUGUCUAACAUUCAAGAGCUUCUUUAGUUGGUGAUCAUUUCCUUUUUUCUCCUGACCUUAACAUAUGAUUCAUACUGUAGGUGAUUUUCUAAGGAGAAUAGUUCAUUUUACAGUUGUGUGCUUGGUUGCCAAGCCUUUGAAUGGGAGUGAAGCUAGGGGUGACCUUUUUUUAUGAUUU
Messenger RNA from Stylophora pistillata, 1016 nucleotides. RefSeq names its product dolichol-phosphate mannosyltransferase subunit 3. NCBI's taxonomy places the organism in Eukaryota, Metazoa, Cnidaria, Anthozoa, Scleractinia, Pocilloporidae. Gene Ontology annotation, cellular component: endoplasmic reticulum membrane; dolichol-phosphate-mannose synthase complex. The record is from RefSeq and is a predicted model, not a curated record. Gene Ontology annotation, biological process: GPI anchor biosynthetic process.